AUUUAGUUUAGACCCUUUUCUGACAGGCAGCGUCUUUUAAAGGUUGAUGUGCGGGACAAGUCGUCUGCGCUCUACGCAAAUGGCUUAAAACGUUCCCGGCCAUAUCUUACUCGGCAAGCGUUGCCAAGCCUUCAAUCUCUGCUGACUUCGAGACGAGAUCUGCCUCAGAUAUGCGUUUGUUUGCCUUUGUUUUGGUCGUUCUUCUGAGCCAUUUAACGAGCGCCGCUCCUCUUCGCGUAGAUGCCAUCAUCGUGCAGAUCCAGCGGUGGGGUGUGGUUGGAGCUCAGCAUUCUGCAGAGCAAGUUCUGAUCAAUGGAAAUUCUCUCUCAAGCCCAAGCUGGGAGGUCAACAGGAUUAUUGAAAGCAUAUCCACCAUUGCCCUUCUACCCGCUGGAUUCAGCAAUAACCAGACUCCUGCUCUCAAAAAUCAUACUAUUCUUCGCUCUCGGGAGUGCAUCAUAGAGGGGUCGCGGCUCCACUGGACCGACCGGGUGUUUUGCGACGGCAAGGUUUUCCUGACUCUGGAGCAAAACAACACAUGGACAGUCCAUGUACCUGAAGCGAUGGCCCUCAGAGAGCCUUGGGACCAGGAAACGGUGCACCCAAAGAUGGAGAAAAGUCGCCUGCGGGAGGGAUGCGCCCAGCUGAUGAAGGAGCUGAAGUUUUCAGAGGAACAAUCUGUUCAGAAAAUUCCUCUGCCCGGAUUUCUGAUUCCUAUCUUGGCUGUGACGGCCAUUUUAAUACAAAUUUUACUGACCAUGCUUAUCUGCAGAGGCACUGGUCUAAGACACCCUGGGGGUGUGAUUGGCUCCAUUAUCCAUUACCCCAAGGACACAACGUACACUGCCCCUGAGAAGAAAAGUGGUUACAGGACACUGUGACUCAAAAGCUACAUAAAACUGUUCAAUGCAGAGAAGGGAUAAUGUGUUUAAUUCCUACAAACACAAAUAAACUCUUAAAAAAAAAAAAUUAAACGUCUCUUACGCCAUUUAAAAACUAUGCAAAUGAGGCCCUCCGAUGACGCAGGGGUAGUGAGCGAGACCCAUGUAUGGAGGCCUUCAGUCCUCGACGCGGCUGAACCGGGUUUGGUCCUUUGCUGCAUCUCUCUCUUUUUUGCUUGCUCUCUCUAAAAAUGUGUGUGUGUGUGUGUGUGUGUGUGUGUGUGUGUGU
Molecule: messenger RNA, 1170 nt
Organism: Fundulus heteroclitus (mummichog)
Lineage: Eukaryota; Metazoa; Chordata; Actinopteri; Cyprinodontiformes; Fundulidae
Exons: 6
Coding region: 171-881 (236 amino acids)
Source: RefSeq, a predicted model, not a curated record